This is a messenger RNA of Fusarium odoratissimum NRRL 54006, 462 nucleotides long. RefSeq lists its product as uncharacterized. NCBI's taxonomy places the organism in Eukaryota, Fungi, Ascomycota, Sordariomycetes, Hypocreales, Nectriaceae. The coding region runs from base 1 to 462 and encodes 153 amino acids. The record is from RefSeq and is a predicted model, not a curated record. The transcript is spliced from 2 exons.
AUGUCUGACCAUAAUGAUGACAGUAGCAACAUUGAGCAAUUCACGAAGCUGAGAGAAUCUGCCUCUCCAGUUGAUACGGCUGCCCUCGACUCGUUUUUCGACCAGUUACCCCCUAUCCCGCUAUCACAUUUGGUCGGUAGUUGGAAUGGUGGGUUCUUCGACACAGGCCACCCGAACGGAGACUUCAUGAAAGACGUUUCCUGGAUUGGCAAAGACUUCUUCUCGGUCGAUCACGUCGAUCCUGUGGUCAUAGAACGUGACGGCACAAGACAGAGCUGGGGAAAAUGGGGCCUUGCGAGCUUGAAAGAAAUCGUCUUCCGAGGCCAAUUGACCUCUGCCAUGAUAUAUGACGAUCAACCAGUGAUCGAUUACUUUCGAUUGGUGGACGAUAAAACCGUAGCCGGGAUCAUGGAGGGCAAAAAGCUAAACGGGCCCUUUUACUUCUACCUCACACGACCUUGA